Molecule: messenger RNA, 8534 nt
Organism: Penaeus vannamei (Pacific white shrimp)
Lineage: Eukaryota; Metazoa; Arthropoda; Malacostraca; Decapoda; Penaeidae
Source: RefSeq, a predicted model, not a curated record
CAGAUGAGCUAGGAUGAAGAGAGUGACUGUGCAUAUACGUAAAGAUGGCGGGGUCACGUUGGAUAGAGCUGGUGUUCAACAAGCGAGAGUGCAUCAAGUUCAUCCCCAGCAGCAAGGACAACGCCAGGUGUUGCUGUGGGCAGUUGUGGCAGUUCCACCGUGAUGGCUCUCCGGCAACUCUGCGCCAGAGUCAGGAGCUUCACUGGAGCCCCUCCCGACACACACAGCUACAACCAACAGAUGCAUAUGGUACUCUGGAGUUUCAGGGUGGUGCACAUCCUACUAAAGCACAGUACAUCCGGCUAGCGCAUGACACGCGACCUGAGCACAUCCUCCAACUACUGACUGGUGAAUGGGGUCUUGAUUUACCAAAGUUACUGAUAACAGUACAGGGGUGUUUCUCGACAUAUGGGUGUUACGAGGCACGUUGGUGAAGCCCUUGUGUCUGAAAGUUCACUUCGAGUCCGUGGGGGACGUGUUGUCAGUGUUGGGAUUGCUCCGUGGGGUAUAAUUGAAAGACGCCAGGAUCUGAUUGGGCGCAACAAAGAUGUUCCUUACAUUCCUAUCAAUGCACCAAAGUCUAGAUUUGUGGCACUUAAUAGCCACCAUACCUUCUUCCUGUUAGUUGAUAAUGGAACCAUUGGGAAAUAUGGCCCAGAACUAAUUUUACGUAGAAAAUUGGAGAACUAUAUUUCAAAACAAAGGAUUGAAGCCCGUGGUGGACUAGCAACUCCUGUGGUAUGUGUGGUCAUAGAGGGAGGUCCACAAACCAUCAGACAAGUCUUGGAAUAUGUCACGGAUUCUCCUCCAGUCCCUGUCAUUGUUUGUGAUGGAACAGGAAGAGCAGCUGAUAUUCUUGCCUUUGUUCACAAAUAUGCCUCUUCUGGUCUAAAUUUGAUUGAGGCAAAUAGAGAUACCAUCAUUCUGACUCUAGAGAGAGUUUUUGAAAUCAGACCAUCACAGGCAGAGAAACUUUUCACAGAGGUGUUGCAAUGUGUUCGCAAAAGAGAUCUAAUUACUGUGUUCCGUCUGAAAGAGGGAUGUGAAUUAGAUCAGAGCAUAUUGUCUGCUCUUCUGCAUGCUCAAAGACUCAACCCACCAGAACAGUUAUCUUUGGCUCUCACCUGGAACAGAGUGGACAUUGCUAGAUCGCAUGUAUUUAAUGAAGAUGUUGAGUGGCCGGAAGGUUCAUUAGAACAAGCCAUGAUGGACGCUUUGGUAAAUGAUCGGAUUGAGUUUGUCAAGCUUCUUCUCGAGCAAGGUGUCACUAUGAGUAAAUUCCUCACCAUCCAGAGAUUAGAGGAACUCUAUAACUCGAAACAGGGACCAGCAAACACGCUCCGAUACAUUAUCAGAGAUGUAAAAAAGAAUAUACCGAGAGACUAUAGAUAUACUCUGAUUGACAUUGGGCUUGUUAUCAACAAGCUAAUGGGUGGUGCUUACAGGUCUUUCUACUCUCGGAAAAAGUUUAGAACCAGUUAUGAAAAUAGUAUGGCCAGGUCACCACGGCUUCAGCGGAUAAAUAGCCACAUCUUCCACAACAGCAAAAGCCUUCUUCAGAAAUCUUCCACUUCCCCAAAGUCUUUUAACACCCAGACAGAUUUACAGUCAGACUUUGAGUUUGAAUAUCCAUUCAGUGAGUUGCUGGUUUGGGCUGUCCUGACCAAGAGACAAGGCAUGGCAAUGUUGAUGUGGCAGCAUGGAGAGGAAGCCACAGCAAAGGCUCUUGUGGCUGCCAAAUUGUACAAGGCUCUGGCACAUGAGGCGGCAGAUGAUGAUUUAGAAACAGAAGUGUAUGAGGAACUUAGAAGUUAUGCCAAAGAAUUUGAGGCUCUAGCUCUGCAUGUGCUAGACUACUGUUAUCAACAAGAUGAUGACCGUGCCCAGCAGCUUCUAACUUAUGAACUAAGGAAUUGGUCCAAACAAACGUGCCUUUCUUUAGCUGUGGCUGUCAACCACAGAGCUCUCCUUUCACAUCCAUGUUGCCAGAUUCUUCUUGCAGAUCUCUGGCUUGGGGGUUUGAGAACAAGAAAAAAUACUAAUAUCAAGGUAAUGUUAGGCCUACUCUGUCCACCACUGAUCCUAGUCCUGGGGUUCAGGAGCCGGGAAGAGCUCAAGACCAUGCCACAGACGCGUGAGGAACACCAAGAAGAAGAUCCUCUGAGGUCGUCUGAUUCUGAAAGUGACACAGAUUCGGAUGAAGAAAACAUGGAUAUGAGGAAUGACCAUGAUCCAGAGACUGGUCGACCAGCUAGUGUCACCAGCACAGAGAUGGAGGAAAUGGAAGGGGAGUAUAAUGUUGAUGCAAAGGCUCCUCUGUGCAACAGCAGUAAUGCAGCACAGCUUUCAAGUGCUUGCUUAACACCACCAGCAUCAGAGGCACCAACUACAGUGGAUGGAAAUGACACAACUGUGAGACAAAAUGGGGCUUCCAUGGGUCACCUGUCUGUCCUUGACUCAACAGUUUUCACAGAUCUACACUCAAAACAGCUGCCAGCUAGAACAAAGUUUUAUGAGUUCUACAAUGCUCCUAUUAGCAAAUUUUGGGCUCAUUCUAUGGCAUAUGUAUUCUUCCUGUGCUUAUUUACCUAUCUUGUGCUAGUUAAAUUGCCAAAACAGCCACAGUGGAUGGAAUGGUAUGUUGUUGCUUACAUCUCCACACUUCUACUGGAGAAGAUCAGAGAGAUACUGUCUACAGAACCAGUUGAACUCAAGCAAAAAAUAGCAGUAUGGUCCGACAAACUCUGGAAUGUCUUUGACCUCAUAUUUACAGUACUCUUCUUAAUUGGCCUGUGUUUAAGGCUCCAAGAACAAACCAUGCAAGCUGGACGUGUUAUUUACUGCGUUGACAUAAUAUACUGGUACUUAAGAGUUCUAGAGAUUUUGUCAGCUAAUAAAUACCUGGGUCCACUAGUGAUGAUGAUGGGGAAGAUGAUAAAAAACAUGGCAUAUUUUGUGGUGUUAUUGCUGGUUGUCCUUAUGGCUUUUGGAGUGUGUCGGCAAAGCAUACUGUUUCCAAAUGAGGAACCACAUUGGAGAUUGGCAAGACAUAUAUUUUAUCAGCCAUACUUCAUGCUCUAUGGUGAAGUAUUUGCCGGUGACAUUGACCCCGAGUGCGGUGGCGAGGGCCAAAUCCCUUGCCAUCCUGGACGUUGGAUCACUCCCACCGUCAUGUCCAUGUACCUCCUGGUGGCUAACAUCCUCCUCAUUAAUCUCCUCAUUGCUGUAUUUAAUAACAUUUUCACUUCAGUCAAUGCCAUCUCUCACCAAGUCUGGAUGUUUCAACGAUUUCAGGUUGUGAUGGAAUUUGAAGAGAAGCCAGUGUUCCCACCUCCCCUCAUCAUUCUGUCUCACAUUCAUCGUGCCAUUAAGUAUUGCUUCAGGCGAUGGAAAGGAAAGCCUUUCCUCUAUGAUAAUGGCCUUAAGUUAUUCCUCGAUGGUGAAAGUCUAGAGCGAGUCCAUGAUUUUGAAGAAGAGUGUGUGGAUGGCUAUAACAGAGAAAAGGAGCAGAAAGAACAGAUGAGUACAGAGGAACGAGUUCGUGUGAUGGCAGAACGAUCAGAAUCAUUGAUGCAGAGAGUGGAAGACAUGCAUGGCAAAUUUCUAGCAGCAAUGAGCUCUUUAAACAGCCUUGAUUUCCAUGUUAAGAGGCUGGAAGAAAUAGCUGAACAAACAAAAAAUAGUUAUGCUGUUGUCCAUCGUUUUAUGCUGAGCCAUGUUGGCAGACCAAGAAGAUCAAGCUCUCCCCGCUCAGGUUCUGCCAGUCCACGUUCUGAUGGGGGAACUCCCCGUUCUCUCUCUCAGACAAGUCUUCAUCAGUUAUUAGAAGAAGCAGAACGUCAGAUGCUAAGGAAACCUCUUCAAGAACCAGAAACUAGUGACAAAGAACAGAGUGAUACCACAGAUGCUGAGCAUGAGACAUCAAAUAAGUUCUUGAAGUCUUCCCCUACUGCUCAAAGUUCAAGAGAACCUGGAAAAUCAACCACAGUGGAUGAAGGAAUAGUGAGAGGCUUCAGUUUAGAUCCAGUCAAUAUUUCAGCAGAAGCAAGAAAAGUAAAAACACAAGGUCGACGCAAGAAUAGAUUGGACUCUGAAUCAGGUAGUUCUCUUGGCCGUGCAUCUCGUGAGCGUAAGCUUUCUGGAGAAAGGAAGAGCAGUAUCCGUAAAUCUUCAAGGAAGGGCUCAGAUGGGGCAAGGGCGUUUAGUCCAUCUAGGGUAUGUUUUAUGGAUAUUAAUGUUGCAUUAGAAGAUUCUGAUUCUGGAGAAGUAGAGGUUAAAGAGAAAAAUCUUAAUGAAGAAGAUGAGCAACCAAGGUAUGGUAGAUCAGUAUCAGUUCCAGAUGAGGUAGCAGUUCGCUCUCCAACUAGAUAUGAGAGGAGUCUUUCUUCUGUUUCAAGCCGACCAAGGAUUCAGGUGAUACCACCAUCGUCACCACCCAUCUUUACUUUUACUAGUGAGUACACAAGUUUGGCAGAUGAGUUGGAGACAGCAUGCAUGGCUAGACUGUCUCCACCUUCUUCUCCAAACCUCCAUUAUCCUCAUAGAAGUGAUCCCCAUUCAAGGCGACGGCACUUCUCAGAAUCUGCUAGUAUUUCCAUUACUAUCUGCCCUAAUCCUCUCCGUGAUGCUGAAGAAGCAGAUUAUCAGCUUAUGGAAGGACUAAUUCAGAGAAGAAUGCAUAGAGAUUCAGAAAACUUGGCUGUUUCACUGGAGGACCUCUGUUCAGUACAAACAGACAUGUCUGACAAUGAAGAAGGAGUGACUCCAAUACGUUCCCGCCGUGGUUCAAGAGCAGCAGAACUUCGAAAAAGACAUAGCACAAGUAGCCUUGACAAUGCCCCUUCACAACUACUAGCUGUGCCUGGGGCAGUUCAAAUGGCAACCUCUUACACAAUAUCCCCAACAACUCUUCAAGCAGCACUUCGAGGAGAAGAUGGUGUCCGCCUGGCAUCCUCAACCCCUGGUACUCCAGGUGCACGUCGAUCUUCACUAAGAGGAGAUCUGCAUCACCAGUGGGCUUCCUCAAGUGCUUUGCCAGCAACUGGAGGAUGGCUUUCACCAAGAAUUCCCCGUCCACGAACUCCACCAUUCAUACAUCCUGAUAAUCCAGCAUCAUCCUCUGUUGAUGGUGAGGGUGCCAGAAAUGUUUCACAAGGUGAAGAACAUCCUCACAUGUCAACUCUACAAGUGCCAAGCAUUAGAGAAUCUGAAGGUAGGCCAAGGGACACAAUUACAGAAACAGAAUGUUAAGAUACAUGGCAUAUUCAGUGGAAAGGCUAGUCAAGAAAAAAGAAAUGUGCUCAUACUUCAAUGGUGAAAGUUACUUCUGAAAUUGAGAAUACUAAGAAAAGCAUGUUGUCAAGUGUAUGUGUGACGUGUGUAUGUGUAGAGUGCAAGUAUUUGAACAUGUAUGCAUUUGAAAUCAUAUAUUCACACAGUCAUUUCUUUGUUAUGACACCUAAGGAGUUUUUAGAAAUGGAAAAUAAAUUUGUUGAUAUAGAGAAUAUAUUUGUGCUACUCCUUUGUUAUCCCAGUUGUUGGACUUCAUUAUCCACCCUAGUGUCCCUCACUCUUAGGAAAGGGAAUAUGGCAUCGUAUACAGACGAUAUACUGUAGAGGAUGAAUAAAACAUCUUGUGCAGACUUCAGUGCCAUUUUGCUGCAUUUUCAAUUUCACCUCGUAGGACAGUAUUUACAGCUUACUAAAAGUUUACUUUAAUUGGGAAGUGUAAAAUUAAGGGUUAUGUUUUGAUAAGUUAUUGUUAUCACUAAAUAACCAUCAAAUUGAGAAUAAAGUAUUCAUUCAGUAGCAUAAUCUGAUUUUUACAAAAAACCCUGCUGCCUGUGUGCUGCUUUGUUUUAUUCAUCUGUCUGUGGUUACUAAGGUUACCUUGCUGCUGUAUGAAUUUAAACAUUCCUUAAUGUUUUUGUAAUUGUUUUGUGUUGAUUCUCUUGUCAAGAGUGUUUACAUUAUAAAUAUUUUUUAGGUAUUCUCCCUUCUUUAUCUGUUAUGCAGUUAAAAUCUGCUCACUGUUUGUUGAUCAUGUUAUGGGGACACUUUUGCAAGGAAAAAAAUCAACAAAGUUCAUGAAGAGCACAAGUAAUUGUUAUGUUGAUAUCUGGUGGCAUUCAGAUUUGCAGACCUCCAAGCUGCUAAAAGCUAUUCCUUCUAGACUAAGGAGAUGAUUCUUCAUAGUAGAAUAAGGACAAGCAUAGAAGCUAUGUCUUUGCAAUCUCUGUUCAGGGUAUCCAAGGACGGACAUGUCUUGUGUGCUGCCAUAGAGGCCUGUUCAUUCAUUUAAGUGGCAAUGUCUGUAUGUGCUAUAGGUGAGUGUGGAUAAGUCAGUAGGUAAAUAAACUGAUGUUGUGCCACUGUAUAGAAUAUGGGAAUAACCACUUGAGAGGUCCUGUCAUACUCCAGUUUGGCUGUGGCUAUUUUUAUGGUAUAUUUAUUUAUCUCAUAUUUAUUCCUCAUUUGGUAUGCUGUAUGUACCUGCCUGGAGGUCUUAGACUUCUGUUUUCUUAACGUUAUAUAAUUGUUUACCUCUAUUUAGCAGUUACACAAGUUAUAACAACAGCAUUUCACACACAUGACAAAUCCUUAUUCAGUGUUAUACUGAGUUUUUUCUUUUCUUUUCCUUUUUUUCUUGUUCUCUUUCUCAUUCUUUUAUAUUUUGGAAAUUAGCUGAAACAAACACAUUUUCAGGGUUAUUAGUGCUGUACACUGGUCACCCUUGGUCCAUUAUGAUUUAACUGUUUUGAAAGUAGGAUGUUACAAGGCAGUUAACUCUGUAUGUUAAUAUUUAAAAUAGAGUAAUGAAUAUGGUUGUUAGUUUAUAUGGCUUUUCCAUUAUGUAAUUACCUACACCAGUAGUUUAAAAUGAUUGAAUCUUCCAGCUCAUUUAUUUGUCUCAUUGUUACUGCUUCUCUUACAUGCUGGGAUGUGGUCUUUUGUAGUUGUUUGUUGUUUCCGGGAUCUUUAACUAGGAAAGCCAUUUAUUUUUAUCCACAUUAUUUAACAUUAAAAAAAGGGAAAUAUUUUUGUAAUGUAACUUCAGUUGAUGUUCAGUAACAUCAUUUUUAAAAAUCAUGAAAAAAACAUUUUGCUAUUAGAUACUGGAUUCCACUUUGUAUGUGUUAGCUCAUUUCAGUGUGAUACCAUAGGCAACAACUAUCACAGCCCAGACUUAAGGAAUAAUACACAAAUGCAUGCUCACACAUUUCACACAAAUAUACACAUGUAUAUGCACACACAACCACACACACCCACACACACACAGAAAGAGGAAAAAUGUAUUAUGUGUGGAUGUACAUAUAAUAUCAACUAUAAUCAGAAACAAUCAAAUGUAUAUUUAUAUUGAGCAUGUUCAUAGACAAACAUAAAGGCAUACUUAACAGGAUCUACAUGCCUUUUUAUAUCAUGUAUUGUUGUCCACAGUUCUAGUCAAUCUUCCAGGUCACAUUUCAUAUGAACUGCUGUUAUGUCUUUAAAAAACACUAAUUUGAUAUGUUUUAACUUUAUGCAUGUUGCCUUUUUUUAAAAAGACAAGUAACUUUGGAAACAAAGGGAGGUAAUAUUUUGUUUUCAAUUAUCACAAUAUUAUUGCACUGUUAAUUCAAUCACUAGUAUUUUUAGAAUGUAUGAUCUAUAAUCAUCUUUUAUUGUAUUUGGUUGACUAUUAUUUUUUUCUUCUUCUUACAAACCUCAUUCUAAUUUUCAAUUUAGCCAUAUGAUAAUGAUGCCAUAAAGUGAAACAAAGUAUUCUCUUGUUAUUUUGCACCAUAUUUUUAAAUUUUGAAAUGCAGUUAAAGAUGAUAUAUUUGUAAAUAGCCAUUAUAAUAGCCUACCUAAGAAUAAUACGGAUUCCAUGCAGUGCACACCUGUAUACUAGAAAUUAAUAGUGUUGUGUACAGAUUAUCAAAAUAUACUACAGACCAUCCUGUUUCUCCAGUUGUACAUAAAUGUAUUAAGUCCUUAUUAAAAACUUGUUGAUUUUUAUAGAUGAAAAUUGUAUCAUACCUCAAAUCAAAAUUGUUAUUGUUAAUGGGGGAUCACAAACUUUGACGUUAUUUUGCAGAUUGUGAUUUAUGUCUGACAACUUAAUUGGUAUGGAGGAAUAAUUAAUCUGGGUUUUAUUUGUAAACCUAAAUUAUUUGAGAAUAUUUGCAUUUCUCUAUCCCUGGCUGGGUAAACGCUUGUAAUAUUGUGUAUUGAUAAGAAUUUUUGAUGUAAUCAUGAAAACUCAUUUUUGUAACACUCAUGUUAAUGAAUUUUACAUCUGAAAAGAUGAGACGUAAAAAGAUGACUUUCAUUAUUAAAAAUCAAGCAAUAAUGUUUACUGUUAACUUGUUGAAUUUUUACUAGUUAAUUUUGGUGGUAAGAUUUACUAUUCAGAAUAAAUACCACCAUAUGCUGUAGAAGGUGAUCAUCAGUGUUCAUUAAAUCUCCAAUGUAUGUACAGCUUAGUUACUUCAGUUCAUGCUUUAAAGUAAAUCCUUGUUAGGGACUGUGAAGAAUAAAGAUAUUACAUAAUA